Messenger RNA from Suillus plorans, 1224 nucleotides. RefSeq lists its product as uncharacterized. The record is from RefSeq and is a predicted model, not a curated record. NCBI's taxonomy places the organism in Eukaryota, Fungi, Basidiomycota, Agaricomycetes, Boletales, Suillaceae. Gene Ontology annotation, molecular function: high voltage-gated calcium channel activity. Gene Ontology annotation, biological process: calcium ion import across plasma membrane. The transcript is spliced from 12 exons. Bases 1 to 1224 code for a protein of 407 amino acids. Gene Ontology annotation, cellular component: voltage-gated calcium channel complex; membrane.
AUGACAAUUUUCUUGCUGGUCGUCAACCUCCUUGCUGUGUUGGUCUGCGUGGAGCUCAUUCGCGGUGAUAUGAAUGACUCGAUUGGGUUAAAUUUCGGACAGUUGUGGAAUUCGUUCCUCGCUAUGUACCAGCUCUUUUCCUCCGAGAAUUGGACAAACAUCUUGUACUCGACAGCAAUUACAGGGAUUUCCCUGGGGCAGGUGGUGAUCGUGAUUAUUUUCUUAUGCUCGUGGCUUAUAUUUGCAAAUUUCAUCAUGAUGCAGAUGUUUGUCGCCGUCAUUCACGAGAACUUCAGUGUCGCAGAAGAAACGAAGAAGAGUAAACAGGCAUCGGACUACUGGGUUCAACACCACCCACAAAGGGUCACGCACAAUAGUUGGACUCGCAAGUUGAAUCCAUAUCAACGGAUCAAGGCGGAUCUGUUCGCGUCAAGGAUUAUGGGGUUGUUAGACAGCACAACCGAAACGGGGCUUGAUAUUCUCGCCAAGGUGGGCAACGGCAAUGACACGACUGAGAACGACCAUGACGAGCAUUCCGAGUGGAAGGCGCAGAAGGCUGGCCCCUCUCGGAAUGUGUCAAACAUUGCUGCAAGAGAUUAUGAAGACUUGUCGCAGUGUCGUAUUCCAGUUUAUGCAUGCACUAACAAGAUCAAAAUUGUGCGGGGUAUUGUAAAACAGCAACACCACAUCAGUGAACCGAGGAAAGGAGAUUCCCUAAUUUUCCUACGACAUUUUAUGAUCGGGAAAAGAAGGGAUUUUCACAACUAUGAAGCUACAAGUGAAGGUCGAUACCUUCCAGGCGAUGACCAUGUGUUAGCCCGUGUGGGUAACACCAUCUACUAUGUAUCAGUUGGGAAUUCGUGCGAAAAAGCAUUACCUUUGCACACUAACCGAGAUGUGUUGACCGAGCAAGUAACAAACAACCUAUGUCCUACUCCGGCUCUCCAAAAUAGGGAUCACCAGGGACCAAGGGUAAGGGUAACCCAGGGGUAUUAUAAGGGUACAAGGGUAUCACAAGGGUACAGGGGUAUUGUCACCAUCUUGGCUAGAAGAGACAUACCAAGCCCAGGGGUACUACCAAUUGUCCAGGGGUACAGGGGUCUCCAGAUCCAAACCCAUACCCCUACCCUCAAGUACCCUUACCCCCGACCCCCAGGGGUUGCCCAUACCCCUGCUGAUCCCUACUCCAAAACCACACCAAAGGAUCCGCACAUUAGAACUUAA